Molecule: messenger RNA, 399 nt
Organism: Candidula unifasciata
Lineage: Eukaryota; Metazoa; Mollusca; Gastropoda; Stylommatophora; Geomitridae
Source: the annotation of a GenBank genome assembly
AUGGCAGGAGAGCCCAAAGUAUUCAGAUUGUCCGAGGUGAAAUCUAAAAACAAUGCCAAGGAAGCCUGGAUUGUAAUUCACAAUAAAGUCUACGAUGUCGCCAAGUUUCUUGAAGAGCAUCCAGGUGGUGAGGAGGUUUUGCUAGAGCAAGCUGGGGGAGAUGCCACAGAAGCCUUUGAGGAUGUUGGCCACUCUUCCGAUGCUAGAGAGCUGAUGAAAGAUUAUUUUAUUGGAGACGUACAUCCGGAUGACAGGACAACAAAAACAUACACUACAAACACAGGACCCACUGGGACCAACCCACAAUCUGGCAGUUCCUGGACUGGCUGGUUGCUCCCCCUUGCCGUGGCUCUGGCUGCAGCUUUUGCUUACCGCUACAUCAUUUCACAACCCGCAUGA